This is a messenger RNA of Jaculus jaculus (lesser Egyptian jerboa), 1469 nucleotides long. RefSeq names its product TSR2 ribosome maturation factor (gene Tsr2). The coding region runs from base 73 to 663 and encodes 196 amino acids. Gene Ontology annotation, biological process: maturation of SSU-rRNA from tricistronic rRNA transcript (SSU-rRNA, 5.8S rRNA, LSU-rRNA). The transcript is spliced from 5 exons. Gene Ontology annotation, cellular component: nucleus. The record is from RefSeq and is a predicted model, not a curated record. NCBI's taxonomy places the organism in Eukaryota, Metazoa, Chordata, Mammalia, Rodentia, Dipodidae.
UUGACGCAUUUUGCCUGGCGUAGUCUGCGGAGCGAUUGGACGGGCGGAGCGUCACGUGAUCUGCACCAGACGAUGGCGGGCGCCGGAGAAGACGUGCGCGUGUUGUUUAGGGCUGGCGUCCGCGCCGCGCUGGAUGCUUGGUCGGCUUUGCAGAUCGCUGUGGAGAACGGAUUCGGGGGCGUGCACAGCAAGGAGAAGGCCGAAUGGCUGGGGAGUGCGGUGGAGGAGUACUUCAUGGGCAAUGCUGACUUGGAGCUAGAAGAGAUAGAAGACUUCCUCGGGGAGCUGAUGAACACUGAGUUUGAUACAGUUGUGGAAGAUGGGAGUCUGCCCCAGGUGAGCCAGCAGCUGCAGACCAUGUUCUGCCAUUUCCAAAAGGGCGAUGUUGCUGCUCUGAGGGAAAUGACCUCUCACAUCACUCAAAAAAAGUGCAAAAUCACAGCCACUACACUUAUGCCAGCCGGAGAGAGUGAUGUGGAUGAAGAUGAUGUGGACAGCGUGGAAGAGAUGGAGGUGACAGAGUUGCCUGUCACAGCUACAAAUGAUGGGGCUGCUAUGGAUGGGGUCUGUCCCCAGCCUGAAUCCUCUCAACCAGACACCCAGACUAUUAAGGAAGAGGAUAUAGUGGAAGAUGGUUGGACCAUUGUGCGGAGGAAGAAGUGAAUGGUGCUGGAAAUUGUUUUGGCCUUUGUUAGUUGUUCUGAGACUUAUUUAUAGGGACUGUUUUGGAGGGCUCUAGACCUCAUUACUGGUUACUGUGUCCCCACCAUGUAUCCCUGUCCAACUCCUUCAAAGGGAAGAAAAGGCCUGAGGGUCUUGGUUGGGGUGAUGGAACCUGGUCCAUUGUAGCCCUUUGAACCUUAAGGUACCAUCUCAAUGAUGGGGCCAGGUUUCCCAGCACAGUGCCUCUUGGGUGCCAUGUAAAGAGGGGGGAUAAGUGUGGGCAUGGUUGGAGGAGAAUAGUCAUACUGCAGGACAGUAGGUGGGUACAUUUGUGGAAAGGAGUCCCACACUUAUGUGCUGACUGGCCAGGAAUAGUGAGCUGAACAUGCAGGUGGCAGAGAGGAUGGUUGAAGUAAACAAAUGUCCUAGUGCUGCCUCUUCUAACCCCCAGCUUCCCCCAGAGCAACUCCUGUCCCUGUCCAGAACUUGCAUCCUUCUAAGUGUUCCUGCCUUGAGUGUCCCCAAAUUGUAAAACCUUGGUUAAAUGGUUAAGUUAGCUGAGUGGGACUGUUUGCUGUUUUUUUGUUUAAGUCCAGGGAUGAGGCUUAAGACCUUAGUAAUACAAUACCUUCUUGUUUAAUCUGUGACUUGACCUUGGAAUCAGCUUUGUGAGAGCUGAGUUUCUGAGUUCAGCAAGAGAGAGGUUUCUGGACCCACCUUUGAAACACAUAAAUGGAUGGACCAUAACAGUGCUCUGAAAGUUACUGUAAGCCUGAAAUAAACUGUAUUUUUCUUUAAAAAACAAA